Molecule: messenger RNA, 5937 nt
Organism: Jaculus jaculus (lesser Egyptian jerboa)
Lineage: Eukaryota; Metazoa; Chordata; Mammalia; Rodentia; Dipodidae
Gene: Cacna1f
Product: calcium voltage-gated channel subunit alpha1 F
Exons: 48
Coding region: 1-5937 (1978 amino acids)
Biological process (GO): calcium ion import across plasma membrane
Cellular component (GO): voltage-gated calcium channel complex; membrane
Molecular function (GO): high voltage-gated calcium channel activity
Source: RefSeq, a predicted model, not a curated record
AUGUCGGAAUCCGAAGGCAGGAAAGACACCAUCCCAGAGCCCAGUCAAGCCAAUGGGGCAGGCCCUGGUCCUGAAUGGGGGCUGUGUCCUGGACCUCCAGCCAUGGGGGAUGAUAUCAAUGGGGUAUCGGGCCUUGGAACUCCUAGGCGAAGGACCCAGCACAACAAACACAAGACAGUGGCAGUAGCCAGUGCCCAGCGGUCACCCCGGGCACUCUUCUGCCUCACCCUGGCCAAUCCCCUUCGACGAUCCUGCAUCAGCAUCGUGGAGUGGAAGCCUUUUGACAUCCUCAUCCUGCUGACCAUCUUUGCCAACUGCGUGGCCCUGGGGGUCUACAUCCCCUUCCCUGAGGAUGACUCCAACACUGCCAACCACAACUUGGAGCAGGUGGAAUAUGUAUUCUUGGUCAUUUUCACUGUGGAGACUGUGCUCAAGAUCGUAGCCUAUGGGCUGGUGCUCCACCCCAGCGCCUAUAUCCGCAAUGGCUGGAACCUACUGGACUUCAUCAUUGUCGUGGUGGGGCUGUUCAGCGUGCUAUUGGAGCAAGGACCUGGGCGACCAGGCGAUGCCCCUCAUACUGGGGGAAAGCCAGGAGGCUUCGAUGUGAAAGCAUUACGGGCAUUUAGGGUGCUGAGGCCACUGAGGCUGGUGUCUGGGGUCCCGAGCCUGCAUAUCGUGCUCAAUUCCAUCAUGAAGGCGCUGGUGCCACUGCUGCACAUUGCCCUACUGGUGCUCUUCGUCAUUAUCAUUUAUGCCAUCAUUGGACUCGAGCUGUUCCUAGGACGCAUGCACAAGACAUGCUACUUCUUGGGAUCUGACAUGGAGGCAGAAGAGGACCCGUCGCCUUGCGCAUCUUCAGGCUCUGGGCGUGCAUGCACACUGAACCAGACUGAGUGCCGCGGGCGCUGGCCAGGGCCCAACGGUGGCAUCACAAAUUUUGACAACUUCUUCUUUGCCAUGCUGACAGUCUUCCAGUGUAUUACCAUGGAAGGCUGGACAGAUGUCCUUUACUGGAUGCAGGAUGCCAUGGGGUAUGAGCUACCCUGGUUGUACUUUGUAAGCCUUGUUAUCUUUGGGUCCUUCUUCGUCCUCAAUCUUGUGCUUGGAGUCCUGAGUGGGGAGUUCUCUAAGGAAAGAGAGAAAGCAAAAGCACGAGGUGAUUUUCAGAAGCUUCGGGAGAAGCAGCAGAUGGAGGAGGACCUGCGUGGCUACCUGGACUGGAUCACACAGGCUGAGGAGCUGGACCUCGAGGACCCCUCAACAGAGGGCAACACUGCUUCUCUGGCUGAAGAGGGCCGGGUUGGCCAUCGACCACAGCUGGCCGAGCUGACCAGUAGAAGGCGUGGACGUCUGCGUUGGUUUAGUCAUUCCACUCGCUCCACACACUCCACCAGCAGUCACGCCAGCCUCCCAGCCAGUGACACCGGCUCUAUAGCAGAAAAUCCAGGCGAUGAGGAAGAGGAAGAGGGGGCUCUGGCCAGCUGUACACGCUGCCUAAACAAGAUCAUGAAAACCAGAGUCUGUCGACAUCUCCGCCGAGCCAACCGGGGUCUCCGCACACGCUGUCGUCGGGCUGUGAAAUCCAAUGCCUGCUACUGGGCUGUGUUGCUGCUCGUCUUCCUCAACACAUUGACCAUCGCCUCAGAGCACCAUGGGCAGCCUGUGUGGCUCACCCAGAUCCAGGAGUAUGCCAACAAAGUACUGCUCUGUCUGUUCACGGUGGAGAUGCUUCUCAAACUGUACGGUCUGGGCCCCUCUGUCUACGUCGCCUCCUUCUUCAACCGUUUCGACUGCUUUGUAGUCUGUGGGGGCAUCCUGGAGACCACCUUGGUAGAGGUGGGUGCCAUGCAGCCCCUCGGCAUCUCAGUGCUCCGGUGUGUGCGUCUCCUGAGGAUUUUUAAGGUCACCAGACACUGGGCAUCUCUGAGCAAUCUGGUGGCAUCCCUGCUAAAUUCUAUGAAGUCCAUCGCAUCCUUGCUACUUCUUCUCUUCCUCUUUAUCAUCAUCUUCUCCCUGCUUGGUAUGCAGCUGUUUGGGGGCAAGUUCAACUUUGAUCAGACCCACACCAAGCGAAGCACCUUUGACACUUUCCCCCAGGCCCUCCUCACUGUCUUUCAGAUCCUGACAGGUGAAGACUGGAACGUGGUCAUGUAUGAUGGUAUCAUGGCCUAUGGUGGCCCUUUCUUCCCAGGAAUGCUAGUAUGCAUCUAUUUCAUCAUCCUGUUCAUCUGUGGCAACUAUAUCCUGUUGAAUGUGUUUCUUGCCAUUGCGGUGGAUAACCUGGCCAGUGGGGAUGCAGGCACUGCCAAGAACAAAGGCAGGGAGAAGAGCAGUGAGGAAAAUCCUCCGCAGGAGAAUGGAGAUUUGGUACCUGGUGGGGAGAAUGAGGAGGCAGAAGGAACAAAGAGUGAAGGAGCAGCACCAGGCAUGGAGGAAGAGGAGGAUGAGGAAGAGGAAGAAGAGGAAGGAGGAGCAAGGCAUGUGGAACUCCUGCAGGAAGUUGUACCCAAGGAGAAAGUGGUACCCAUUCCUGAAGGCAGUGCCUUCUUCUGCCUCAGCCAAACCAACCCGUUGCGGAAGGCCUGUCACACCCUUAUCCACCAUCAUAUCUUCACUAAUCUCAUCCUGGUGUUCAUCAUCCUCAGCAGUGUAUCCCUGGCAGCUGAGGACCCCAUUAGAGCCCACUCCUUCCGCAACCACAUUCUAGGGUACUUUGAUUAUGCCUUCACCUCCAUUUUCACUGUGGAGAUUCUACUAAAGAUGACAGUGUUUGGGGCCUUCCUGCACCGUGGCUCCUUCUGCCGUAGCUGGUUCAAUCUGUUGGAUCUACUGGUGGUCAGUGUAUCCCUGAUCUCCUUCGGCAUCCAUUCCAGCGCCAUCUCAGUGGUGAAGAUUCUCCGGGUACUUCGGGUCCUGCGGCCCCUCCGUGCCAUCAACAGGGCCAAGGGACUCAAGCACGUGGUGCAGUGUGUGUUCGUGGCCAUCCGGACCAUCGGGAACAUCAUGAUUGUCACCACCCUCCUGCAGUUCAUGUUUGCCUGCAUCGGUGUGCAGCUCUUCAAGGGGAAAUUCUACAGUUGCACUGAUGAGGCCAAACACACCCCCAAGGAAUGCAAGGGUUCCUUCCUCAUCUACCCUGAUGGAGAUGUGUCACGGCCCUUGGUCCGGGAGCGGCUCUGGGUCAACAGUGAUUUCAACUUUGACAACGUCCUUUCAGCCAUGAUGGCCCUGUUCACUGUUUCCACCUUUGAAGGCUGGCCUGCGCUACUAUAUAAGGCCAUCGAUGCACAUGCAGAAAAUGAGGGCCCCAUCUACAAUUACCAUGUGGAGAUCUCUGUGUUCUUCAUUGUCUACAUCAUCAUCAUCGCAUUCUUCAUGAUGAACAUCUUUGUGGGUUUUGUUAUCAUCACCUUUCGUGCCCAGGGAGAGCAGGAGUACCAAAACUGUGAGCUGGACAAGAACCAGCGCCAAUGUGUGGAAUAUGCCCUCAAGGCCCAGCCACUCCGGCGAUACAUCCCCAAGAAUCCACAUCAGUACCGUGUGUGGGCCACUGUGAACUCUGCUGCCUUCGAGUACCUCAUGUUUCUGCUCAUCCUGCUCAACACAGUUGCCCUAGCCAUGCAGCACUAUGAACAGACUGCUCCCUUCAACUAUGCUAUGGACAUCCUCAACAUGGUCUUCACUGGCCUCUUCACUAUUGAGAUGGUGCUCAAAAUCAUCGCCUUCAAACCCAAGCAUUACUUUGCCGAUGCUUGGAACACGUUUGAUGCUCUUAUUGUGGUGGGCAGCGUAGUGGACAUUGCUGUCACAGAAGUCAAUAAUGGUGGUCACCUUGGCGAGAGCUCAGAGGACAGCUCCCGCAUAUCUAUCACCUUCUUUCGCCUCUUCCGAGUCAUGCGGCUGGUCAAGCUUCUCAGUAAGGGUGAAGGAAUCCGCACAUUGCUCUGGACAUUCAUCAAAUCCUUCCAGGCCUUGCCCUAUGUGGCUCUGCUCAUAGCAAUGAUAUUCUUCAUUUAUGCAGUCAUUGGCAUGCAGAUGUUUGGCAAAGUGGCUCUUCAGGAUGGCACACAGAUCAACCGAAACAACAAUUUCCAAACCUUUCCUCAGGCUGUGCUGCUUCUGUUCAGGUGUGCCACUGGUGAAGCAUGGCAGGAGAUAAUGCUUGCCAGCCUUCCUGGAAGUCGGUGUGACCCUGAGUCUGACUUCGGCCCUGGCGAGGAAUUUACCUGUGGUAGCAAUUUUGCCAUUGCCUAUUUUAUCAGCUUCUUCAUGCUCUGUGCCUUUCUGAUCAUAAAUCUCUUUGUGGCUGUGAUCAUGGACAACUUCGAUUACCUAACCAGAGAUUGGUCCAUCCUGGGCCCCCAUCAUCUUGAUGAAUUCAAGAGGAUCUGGUCUGAAUAUGACCCUGGAGCCAAGGGCCGCAUCAAGCACCUGGACGUAGUUGCCCUGCUGAGACGCAUCCAGCCCCCACUGGGAUUUGGAAAGCUAUGCCCACACCGAGUGGCCUGCAAGAGACUGGUGGCAAUGAACGUACCCCUCAAUUCAGAUGGGACAGUCACAUUCAACGCCACACUCUUUGCUCUGGUGCGGACAUCCCUGAAGAUCAAGACAGAAGGGAACCUGGAGCAAGCCAACCAGGAACUACGGAUGGUCAUCAAAAAGAUCUGGAAGUGGAUAAAGCAGAAGUUGUUGGAUGAAGUCAUCCCCCCUCCAGAUGAGGAGGAAGUCACCGUGGGAAAAUUCUAUGCCACAUUCCUGAUCCAAGAUUAUUUCCGAAAAUUCCGAAGGAGGAAAGAAAAGGGGCUACUAGGAACUGAGGCCCCCUCAAGCACUUCCUCUGUCCUUCAGGCAGGUCUAAGGAGUCUACAGGACUUGGGUCCUGAGAUAAGGCAGGCCCUCACCUAUGACACAGAGGAAGAAGAGGAGGAAGAGGCAGCAGGUCAGGAGGAUGAGGAGGAAGAAGCUGUAAAGGAUCCAGAAACAUACAAAGUACCUGUGGAUUCCCAGUCCCAGUCUCGGCGGAGCUCCAGGAUUUCUGUGUCUCUGCCUACAAAGGAGAGAGUCCCAGACUCACUCUCCCUUGGGCCCAGUGAUGAUGAUGUGGGGGCUCCUACCUCCAGGCAGCCCAAUGUAGCCCAGGCUGGAUCCAAUGCUCACAGGAGAAGCUCUGGGGUUCUCAUGUUCACUAUCCCAGAAGAAGGAAGUGCUCAGCCCAAGGGAACUCAAGGCCAAGACAACCAGAAGGAAGAAGAGGAAGUUCCCGACCAGCUCUCCUACCUGAAUGAGCAGACGACGACUCCUUCACACACAGUUCUUUUGUCAUCUGACUGGCCUCAGCGAUACGAAAAUGGGCACCAUGCACCACGUCGACGCCUCUUGCCCCCCACACCUGCUGUUCGGAAGCCCUCCUUCACCAUCCAGUGUCUACAACGCCAGGGCAGUUGUGAAGAUUUACCCAUCCCAGGAACCUAUCAUCGUGGACGGAACUCAGGUCCUGGCAGGGCUCAGGGUUCCUGGGCAACCCCUCCUCAGAGGGGUCGGCUGCUAUAUGCACCCCUGUUGUUGGUGGAGGAGGCUGCAGCUGGGGAAGGAUACUUUGGCAAACCUGGCGGUCCACUGCGCACCUUCACCUGUCUACAAGUGCCUGGAGCCCACUCAGACCCCAGUCACCACAAGAGGGGCAGUGCCGACAGUUUGGUAGAAGCUGUUCUCAUCUCCGAGGGCUUGGGCCUCUUUGCCCGAGACCCUCGCUUUGUGGCCCUGGCCAAGCAGGAGAUUGCUGAUGCAUGUCGCCUGACACUGGAUGAGAUGGACAGUGCUGCCAGUGACCUGUUGGCACAGCGGACCAGCUCACUAUAUAGUGAUGAGGAGUCUAUCCUCUCCCGUUUGGAUGAAGAGGACCUAGGAGAUGAGAUGGCCUGUGUCCAUGCCCUCUGA